This is a messenger RNA of Mugil cephalus (flathead mullet), 4460 nucleotides long. It is a transcript of the gene traf7, whose product is annotated as TNF receptor-associated factor 7. The transcript has 22 exons. Gene Ontology annotation, molecular function: protein binding; zinc ion binding. Lineage: Eukaryota; Metazoa; Chordata; Actinopteri; Mugiliformes; Mugilidae. The record is from RefSeq and is a predicted model, not a curated record. Gene Ontology annotation, cellular component: nucleolus. Gene Ontology annotation, biological process: ribosomal large subunit assembly; Notch signaling pathway. The coding region runs from base 134 to 2263 and encodes 709 amino acids.
ACAACAGUUCCCACGAUGCUUUGCGGCGGCAACGCUGUGUGUACGAGAGAGAGACAGAAAGAGGAAGGUUUAGGAAUUCGUCUGUAGACUUGAAACUGCGCUGUUGUUAAAAAAAUAAUGGCCUAGCAGGGUUAUGAGCAGCGCUAAGUCACCUCGCUACAGCUCAUACUCCGGAGAAGAAGCAGCAACAGCCGCGACAGCAGCAGCAGCAGCGGCAGCGGCAGCACCCACAACCACAGCAGCAGCCAUUCCCGGCGGCCCCUCCACCCCACCAGCAGAUUCUGGCAGCGGGAGCAGGAUGGAGGCGUCGUUUGCCCCGACUUUCUCAGCCGUGGCGGCUGGAGCUAAAGCAGAAGGAGCCAGCAACUACAAGCAGCACAGACGAACUCCUUCGUCCUCGAGCACUCUGACCUACUCCCCCCGCGAUGACGACGAUGGGAUGCCUCCCAUCGGUACUCCUCGGAGGUCCGACUCGGCCAUCUCGGUCCGCUCGCUCCAUUCAGAGUCCAACAUGUCCCUGCGCUCCACUUUCUCCCUGCACGAAGAAGAGGAGGACACGGAGCCUCAAGUGUUUGCAGAGCAGCCGUCGGUGAAGCUGUGCUGCCAGCUGUGCUGUAACGUCUUCAAGGACCCUGUCAUCACCACAUGUGGGCACACCUUCUGCAGACGAUGUGCCUUAACUUCAGAUAAGUGCCCAGUGGACGCCGCUAAGCUAACGGUCGUGGUGAACAACAUUGCGGUUGCCGAGCAGAUCGGGGAGCUGUUCAUCCACUGUAAAUACGGCUGCAGGGCCACGGCCGGCGUCGCAGGCGCUGCUGCAGCCGCCACGUCCACGGUGGCCGGGAAACCUGGACCGUACGAGGUGGACCCCCUGGGCUGCCCCUUCACCAUCAAACUGUCCGUGCGCAAAGAACAUGAGGCGAGCUGUGACUACAGACCAGUGCGGUGCCCCAACAACCCCUCCUGCCCUCCUCUGCUCACCAUGAACCUGGAGGCUCACCUCAAAGAAUGCGAGCACAUCAAAUGUCCACACUCCAAAUAUGGCUGCACAUUCAUAGGAAACCAGGACACGUAUGAAACGCACCUGGAGGUUUGUAAAUUUGAGGGUCUCAAGGAGUUUCUGCAGCAGACCGACGACAGGUUCCACGAGAUGCAGCUGACUCUGGCCCAGAAGGACCAAGAUAUCGCUUUCCUGCGCUCCAUGUUGGGCAAACUCUCCGAGAAGCUGGAUCAGCUGGAGAAAAACCUGGAGCUUAAAUUCGAUGUGUUGGACGAGAACCAGAGUAAACUCAGCGAGGACCUGAUGGAAUUUCGCAGAGAUGCAUCAAUGCUCAACGACGAGUUGUCUCACAUCAACGCCAGGCUCAACAUGGGAAUCCUGGGCUCGUACGACCCCCAGCAGAUCUUCAAGUGUAAGGGGACGUUCGUAGGUCACCAGGGUCCCGUCUGGUGUCUCUGCGUCUACUCCACGGGAGACCUGCUUUUCUCUGGGUCCUCUGAUAAGACAAUUAAGGUGUGGGACACCUGCACCACCUACAAGUGUCAGAAAACCCUGGAGGGUCACGACGGCAUCGUCCUGGCUCUCUGCAUCCAGGGAAACCGGCUAUACAGCGGCUCUGCCGACUGCACCAUCAUCGUGUGGGACAUCCAGACGCUGCAGAAAGUCAACACCAUCCGAGCCCACGACAACCCUGUGUGCACUCUGGUCUCCUCCCACAACAUGUUGUUCAGCGGCUCCCUCAAGGCCAUUAAGGUGUGGGACAUUGUGGGUACGGAGCUGAAGCUGAAGAAGGAGCUGACUGGUCUGAACCACUGGGUCAGAGCUCUGGUGGCGUCACAGAACCACCUGUACAGCGGCUCGUAUCAGACCAUCAAGAUCUGGGACAUCCGCUCUCUGGAGUGUGUCCACGUCCUCCAGACCAGCGGUGGCAGCGUCUACUCCAUCGCCGUCACCAACCACCACAUCGUCUGUGGCACCUACGAAAACCUCAUCCACGUUUGGGAUAUCGACUCUAAAGAGCAGGUGCGGACCCUGACCGGUCACGUGGGGACGGUUUACGCUCUGGCCGUCAUCUCCACCCCCGACCAGACCAAAGUGUUCAGCGCCUCCUACGACCGCUCGCUCAGGGUGUGGAGCAUGGACAACAUGAUCUGUACUCAGACCCUCCUGAGGCACCAGGGCAGCGUAACGGCGUUAGCCGUCUCCAGGGGGCGCCUCUUCUCCGGAGCCGUGGACAGCACCGUGAAGGUGUGGACCUGCUAAACAAACACUCUGGACUUUCGCCGGAGUCGACCCCGACUUCACAUCCUGUUAACGUUUCCUCCUCCGUACCCGUUUCUCUGAUUGUGACUUACACACUCCUCAGUGGCCUCGUCACCAGUGCAUUGCCAGGGCACGACUGGACUAAAGCUGCCUUACGGUUGCACAACACUGGACUGACUGGAUGCUGCACCCGCGUGACCGGAGCAGGAAGCAGGGAGGACGCUGGAUGUUGUUGUUGUUGUUGUCGUCGUCGUCGUUGUUGUUGUUUUUCGGACCGUCGACGCUCCUGCCUGCUUCCUGCCGACACACCUGCCAUUAAAGAACCGCACAGACGUUGCCUAACGCGUACGAGGGUCGGGGCCGAUGGACCACGGGUGACGCCCAUCACCUCCACGCCCCCGAUGGAGUCACCCAACACGACGGUUGCACCAUGUUGUGUCCAAUGAACCUCGCCUCAACCCUCUUGUUUCGUGAAGGCUGGUUUCACGAUCCUGGAGUCAAUCACAGCUAAUGUCUUGACGCUAACGUUAGCAGCUAAAAACUUGCUGCCUUCAAAUGGAACCUGUGAGCUUUGUCGUCGUUUGCAAUGUGAAGUCCUGUACACAAAAUCAGCUGUAAGUCAUAAGAACGCUGUUGCUAGGCAACCGUUACGUCUAGAUGCUAAUGCGUGAUUUAUACUAGCGCGCAGGGCUACGCGAGGGCCCUGUGAGACUUUAAUACUCGUGCUCUCGUCAGUCGUACUCGCGCUGUAAAAACACCACCCAAACACCACACGGCGCUAGUGUGGAUUAGUUUUUGGUUCCGCUUCCUGCUUCAUGAAAUUUUGCCGAACGCAGGUCAUACAAAUGUCUGUAUCUGCCAACCUCCUCAGUUAAACUUUCCUAUUCUUUAUUGAUCCAAAUGAAUCAAUUUGAAAAUUGCGGAGAUGGAGAAGCAGCAACCAAGCGGACCAGUCACAGCAACUAGUUACAUCUCUGGGCAGGUGCACGUCAGCUAACGCAGGAGCGUAAAUUACGCGUAACAAUUAAGCAAGCUAGCACCCGGGCAACCUAGCGCAGAAAGUUUGAAAGGACAACGAAAGAACGAGGCCAAAAUAUGUGCGUCUGCGUGAAAGCGAUCAGGGGAAAGAUUCACGCUUCCUGACAAAUGCCAUAACUACUUGUUCAGCGUCUGCAACAAACGUCCUGAUUGACUCGGCCGCAUGUGAAAUGAAGCGACUUCACGCUGGAAAAGUUGGGGCUAGCUUAGCUUCCAGGCUACUGUACUUAAUCGUCAACCAUCCACUUCCGGCAUUUUUUCAAACUCAAACUUGUGAACUGUACCAUAAACCUCCACUCACACGGACGUUUCUCGCGAACGCGCUGAACAUUUGAAAGCAGCCUUAAUUGCUAGGACUUAGGCUAAAUAGUGGCCGUCGGCUAAUUCGAGGUGACUUCUUAGACUCCCGCCUUGUGAAACCAGCCUUCACUGAAUUAACUUUUAACCAAGAGGACGACAGAUCUAUAGAGUUUUAUAUCAGUGCCAUGAUGGAUCUGUGUUCAGAGCCACUCAACGGUUGUAUUAUUGUGUAAAAUAACAGACAGUGCCGAGACUGGACACAUGUUCACGAGACGACUCACACUGGCCAGCAUGACCGAGAAAGAGAGAGGAAGAUGUGGAAGAAGAGGAAGAUGAGGAAGAUGGUGUGCGUGCAUGCAUGUGCCUGUUAUCUUGUCUAUGUGCGUUUCAAUGAGUGCCAUAUGUGUGGAUGAAAAGUAAGGAACGGCCGUAAUGAUGUGUCUUUUGUCCCCUUCCUUCCUCCUCAUCUCUGACCGUAAUGAACAUAUUAACACGAGGCCAAACAGCUGACUGUAAUUAACCUUUUAAAAAACUCCCAGAGGGCAAAGGCAGCGGAAGAGCCACCGAGCAAACGUCCUGCUUUUCCCUAAAUCACGUUUCAGGACCCAUAUUGGGUUGAAAAAUAUAUAAAAAAAAUAUAUAAAAAUAAAAAGACAUAUAAGCUUUUAGACACUUUGGCUGAAUUAGAUUUUUACGAGGAGCUUUUCUUUUCAGCACGGAUCUGGCCGCUUACUUACUGUACAGCCUUGUUAAGAAAAGGAAGAGAAAAGGCGUCUUCACAGGUCACAGUUUCUUGAAUACUUGUAAUCAUGUAAACUCGCUUUGAUCAUUGAUCAAUAAAAACUGUUGUACACUUUGA